Lineus longissimus is the source of this 761-nucleotide messenger RNA. RefSeq lists its product as uncharacterized. Lineage: Eukaryota; Metazoa; Nemertea; Pilidiophora; Heteronemertea; Lineidae. The coding region runs from base 60 to 701 and encodes 213 amino acids. The record is from RefSeq and is a predicted model, not a curated record. The transcript is spliced from 3 exons.
AUUUGAUACUUAUGAAAUUGAUUUUUCUUUUCAGAAUACAAUUGCACUAGAAAGAAGACAUGGCAGAAAAAAAACCAACUAGAUUUUACCCCGCGUUAGAUAUCUUACUUCUGCGAGAGGUGGUUGCUGUGUUUCCCAUGGAGAACAAGACAAAAUGGGAGAAGGCGCAGCAAAAUAUCAACAGAGUUAUUGAGGAUAGGAAUAUCUUCGUGACCCUGAGGGCCUGUAAGGAUCGUCUCAGGCAUCUGACGGACUUGCACAGACGGGACGAAAUCAGUUCAUUGAGAGCGUCAGGGACUGAGGAAGAAUAUGAUGAAAGAGCCAGAUUGUUGACUGAAAUACUCGAGAGGGACCGUGAAUGUGAGGCUGAAAAAGAGAAUGACAAGACCUCGGCGAAGGAUGACCAGGAGAAAAAAGGGAAGGAAAUUAGAGAUGCUGCAAUGAAGGCUCUAGUUGUGAAGAAGAAUGCAGCAAAGAAGAAUCCAGCAGAUGAUGAAGAGCAGCUUGUGCUAACUCCAAAAAAGAGAAGAUCUAAUUCUUACAGUACGGAGUAUGUUGACUACCUCAAUGAAAAGCUAGCUUUGGAGAAGGAAAAGUUUGAGGUGGAGAAGAAGGAACGAGAGGCAAGAAUCUUGAGGGACAAUCAAAUGAUGACCACAAUGAUGAAUCUCGUGGAACGCCAAUUAUCCCAGAAAGAUUAACUUUUAUUGACUUAAGUGAAAAGAAUUGAUGUUUAAUUGAUAUAAUAAAGUAAAAAAUGU